This is a messenger RNA of Cottoperca gobio, 6769 nucleotides long. RefSeq names its product RAB11 family interacting protein 2 (class I) (gene rab11fip2). Lineage: Eukaryota; Metazoa; Chordata; Actinopteri; Perciformes; Bovichtidae. The record is from RefSeq and is a predicted model, not a curated record. Gene Ontology annotation, biological process: regulated exocytosis. Gene Ontology annotation, molecular function: small GTPase binding. Gene Ontology annotation, cellular component: phagocytic cup; endosome.
GUGAAUAGCAACAGCAGCAACAGAGGCAGCAACAGCAACAGCAGCAGCAACUAACAUUAGCGGGCAAGUUCCUCAGGAACCAUGACAUUAAUGUAUUUGUAAAGCCAGUCUCUGCUGAGCUGAAGUGCUGAAUGUCCUUCUAGUGACGGUGAAAAUGACACAGAGAUGACUCACCAGUGGCUUGGACAUCUGUGAUUUGACAGAAAAUGAGGCUUGCUCAGUUUGUCAGACUUGUCAUUGCUCGUAAUGAUUGCUACUGUAGGAACAUAAACCACACUGACAUGGACAACAAACUAUAGUGAAUCAUGUUUGUUGCAUUUUGCACAUCACACUCACAAAAAACACUAACUACAUCAAUUAUAAUUUAGUUUGUUUUUAAUGGCUUUCAGUUGAUAACUAGUGCUGACGAUGUCACUGGCCGAGCAGUCUCAAAAGUGGUUUCCAACCCAUGUCCAAGCCACUGUUCUUCAAGCAACCGGUUUACAGCCCAAGGGCAAAAAUGCCACCAAUGAUGCCUACACUAUCAUCCAGUUGGGCAAAGAAAAGUACUCGACGUCGGUGGCAGAGAAGACACUUAACGCUGUCUGGAGAGAGGAAGCCUCCUUUGAAUUACCUGGUUUACUUCUGGAGGGCAACCCAGAAGUAUAUGAGCUCUGCCUUAUAGUGAUGCAUCGGUCCUUGGUCGGGAUGGACAAGUUCCUGGGUCAGAGGUCCAUCAACCUUAAUGAAAUCUUUGAUAACAAGGAACGGAAGAAAACUGACUGGUAUCCCUUGCAGUCCAAGCCGGGGAAGAAGAGGAAAGAACGAGGGCGCAUCCAAGUCAGCAUCCAGUUCAUGAGGAACAACAUGACAGCCAGCAUGUUUGACCUCUCCAUGAAGGAAAAGCCCCGCUCGCCUUUUUCCAAACUUAAGGACAAAAUGAAGGGUCGCAAACACGACAGCGGCUUUAGUGACACGUCUUCAGCCAUCCUGCCUCGCUCUGCCAUGUGUGACUCGGAGCCUAACCGCCAAUCCUUCGCCCCAGAACCACAACCCCAGCCCGAACCAAAGGGCAAGAGGCCACUACUCGCUGGGGCUCAUAAACUCUCUGCAGCCCAUUCCAUGUCGGAUCUCAUCGGGACUCACUUUCGACCCAAACUGGAUUCCAUGAACUCCAUUGAAGAAAGUGGCGGCCCUCACAGGCGUUCCCAGAGCGAGGUGCCAGGCUACCAGGACGACGAGGCACACUGUGACCCUUUCACUGAUAUCAGUGACACCCUGCCACAGAAGUAUGCCACGCUCCCACAGAACCGCAACCCAUUUGAGGGGGAGCACGGGCAGCUGUGGGACCGGCCAGAGCGGAAGGAGAAAAAGGAGAAGGUCAGCCUACUGGAACGCGUGACGGGAAAGAAGGAAGGACGCAAGACCAACUACGGGGGGCGUUCAGGCAGCUCUGGAGACCUGCGUUCCCCCAACCCUUUCAGUGGAGACUCUCAAGCAGACACUAACCCGUUCAUCUCCAACUACAAGGCCAGUGAUAAAAAGUCAACAACCGUAGACGUCAUGUUCGGCCAUAAGAAGAAGGACAUCUUCGGCAAGAAAAAGGAGGUGAAACAGGAAAGCGUGGCCGCCUAUAGCAACUUGUCCUUUGAGGAAGUUGUGCGGGAACUCAUCAAGCAGAAAGAAGUGGUGAAAAAGAAAGACGGCCACAUCAGGGAGCUGGAAGACUACAUCGACAACCUACUCGUGCGCGUCAUGGAGGAGACGCCGAGCAUCCUACGGACACCCUAUGAGCCAAAAAGGAAGGCGGGUAAACUUAAUAAAAAGUAGAAGGAAAAGUUACUAAUGAAGGUUUAGCAGUAGCCCGUGCAUCAAUAUCAUGUGGUAAAAUAAGUGGGAACAAACGGGGUUGAUCAAAGCCAAAUUUCUGAUUGAUUUAUGUCUUUGCUUAUAGAACAUUCUCAUUCAAUAGUAGUUUAUUUAAAAAAAAAUAUGUUUUGGUUAUUUUAGUACACCCAGGUAUUAUACCCUCUUUGUUUGGCAUUCCUAUAUUUUGCGGUGCAUUUUUAGGUACUGGAUGAGAGAAAUUCAUCGAUUGAUUCAAGUCCAAUCAAAUCCAUAUUUGUAUGCACUUGUGAACCCACAGAGGUCUGUUGCACAUGAAGCUGCAGUCAUCUGCCUAGAAGCUCUUAAGUUGCAAAUGCAGCCAAAUUCAUGUUUACCAGAUGGAAUAGUCGCAGUUGUGUGUGUGUGGACAUUGAGAAGAUAAGGCUGUAGUUACUGUGUUUACACUCGAGUCUCAAACUUCCCAGCUAAACUACGAAACACAUUCAGCGUCAGCAGCGUCAGCUUUGUUCUGAGCCUCUUCUGUGCUACAAAUGUGGAUGAACUCUGCUCUCCUGCACAAGCCUGAGUUAUUCAUGUGUAUUCUUAGAAAGACUGGACGAGAGUUACUGGAAGAAGUUGCUGGACAGUAACUGGGAGUCUGGUUUCUUUCUAGCUUAGAGUCUUUUUCUUUUUUUUUUCAUGAACAAAUGUACAGUUGCUGACUUUUCAUUCUUUAUUUCGCUUGUGAUGACGAUCAUUUAAGUUCCUGACCAACGGCCUCACGGUCACUCGCUGGAGGUAAUCAUUUUACUGACUUUAAGUGCAAUAAUCAGAACCUGAGUAUCUUGCUUUAUAUUCUGCUGGUAUUGUUCUUGUUUACAUUUUAAUCGCAUCUUUGAGUCGGACUCGUCUCUUAAUAUCGAUUGGAUUCACUGGAAAAACCUGGAGUUGUGUUGUUACGGCCUCCAUGGAUGGACCCGCCUUCAUCGCCUAUAUGCUUAACAAUCUUUAUUUAUGAAUGUGUCAUAGCUCAUUUAUAUAUGAACAUUACUUUAAUGUAUUUGAAAGGUACUUUAUACGCUACUGUAUCACACAAACACUGUACAAAUCCAAAACAAAAAUCCUCAGUCAUGAGUAUUAAGGUGUCACUGAUUCAGUUUUUAUAUGUACUUCCCAUCAGCUUUAAUAUCCGUUUACCUCGUCACAAAUUAAUCAUGUACUGUGCCUCAGUAUAGUUCAGCUUUUUUUUCUUUCUCUCAAAACAAUGUAAAUUGUAACAUUAAUAUACAGUAAUAUAAACGUGUCUCACCACUUCACGGAGUAAUGUGAUCGUCUCAUGAUUGUUCGAGGUGUACAGACUAUCAGUGUCAUUCAGGUUGCAAAUAACAGUUUGACAGCUUGUGUCAGAACUAUCCUCAUGGCACAUCUCAUGUGUCCUCGAUAAUCUGUGACGCUAAUGUUAGAACAACACAUUUCCAUGUUUAACUCAUUAAUUCUGUGAAUUUAUCAGUUUCUACUACACAGAUGCUGAGUGAGCUACAGGGCAGCUGUCGGGGGUGUAAAUCACGAGUUGUGUCACGGUACGAUAUUAUAUGGAUUCAAUUCAAUUCAGGGGCCUGAGCUCGAUAUGAGACGAUAUCAUUUAACACAAUCCCUUACAUUUAUCCCUCUACUCACAAAAUGCAGCUAAAAUAUUACUUGACAAUUUUAAUAAUAAUAGUGGGAUACUACUAAUAAUAAUACUGGGAUCUCCAGACAUUUAAAUAUAAAAACAAAAACAAUCUGUUCUUUUUACUAGAAAUAAUGAAUAAAAAGACCUCCUGCCGCUCACUAUAAAGUGCCACAUUUCUCAUGUCUAAGCACUGUUUGAAUGUUUAAGAAGGAAGUGCGAUUUAGACGUAAAUUGUGAAACGGACGUGCCAUUGGAAUUUCAAAAUAAAGGCGUAUCUUGGAUGAUAUGUAUCGAUGUUUUCAGUUUGCAUCGAUGAUACUGGAUCGUUGGUCAUUGACUCGAUAUAUGGAUGUGUUGUUACACCCCCAGCAGCUGUUGAUUGCACUGCUGGUACUGAAAUGAACUAAACCGCCCCCUAAAGGUUGAUCGUUUCUAAUCACCUAUGCCUGUGUUUGAGCUCGAUGUUCAACAAUAGUAGAAUCAAUUACGGAUGUUUAGGUUUACAUUUUUAAUAGUUUAUUCCUAUUAAAAGGAAGCAGCUUCUUGUACAGUGUUAAGCACGCUUUGUAUUAUCAUAGUAGUUGCACACAGUUGUUAUUGAUGUAUCUUUAUUUUGUAAUUACUUUCCAGUCUUACACAAUAUUUGACCUUUACACUGUAUGAUACCAAAUCACAUCUGAGUGCUACGCUGUAUCUAUGGAAUGUCGACCGUCAAAAAACACUUUAUAGAAGUUUGUCAUGAACCACUCGAACACAGUUUGUCAUGUACUAAUUAUUUCUGCUGCUGCGAACAGUUCUUCCUCUGGAGGUAUGCGAUCUCUUUUUGGACUUGAAGCCAAAAUCUCUUGUUACUGAAUGUAUUCCGGUCGGCUUUGAAAUACAUAAUUCUGAAAUGUGUAAUGAUAUACAGUACACUAACGAGGCCAUUCAACCUUGCUUGCCUUUAAAGUAUUUGGUGUUUCCAAAGAGAUUAUUUCAUAUGGUUGUGUCCCCCCCCCUCUUCUCUCUAUUGGUCUGACAAAACUCAGACAUCGUCAUUAUGGACAAGAAGUUAUUGUUUUGUGCGAAGAUGUGACGCAGAUGUUGGGUAAAUUCCUUUGUAUUGAAGACAGUAAUUUGAUCAGCAUAUAUUUUGCCAAACACGUUUGAAUCAGUUCAUAAAAUGAUGAGUAUUAUGUGAUACUAAUUAAGGAAAUACGUGGAUAAGAAUCUGUUUUACAUUACAGAAAAGCUUCUCACUGAUUGCCUUCCUACAUGUGCUGAAGAGUAAACUGUCUCCUCGUGUUACAGGCUUUACUGUACCAACUGCUUUAACCAGCCUGUAUUGCUAGUUAGCUAGUUGUUCAUGGACCUUACCGAGCUCUCAAUACUUCCACUGUACAUACUGUAUAGUCACUUUGUAAUAUCACUUCACCUCCUUUGACUUUUUGCACAUUUUGUUGUGCUGUAAAAUGUUUGAAAAUGUGCUUCCUGGGCUUUUAUUCUGCCUGUGAAUGAGAAGUGUGAGUUAAGCUAAAUGACAUUUAUAAAGUAGGAAGAAAAAUGUAAAAACAGAAGAGAAGUCUUCACCACCCAUCUUUCACUUGAGCUAAACUGACAUUGAGUUUGUGAUACUUCAGCUUUUUAAUAGUAUAAAGAAGUUUUCUCUUGCUCGCAAAGGCGUGUGGUGCGGUUAGUGUAGGUCAUAUUGUGAAUCCUAGAGUAACACUCGUAUGGAGGAUGGAACAGGUGAUUUACACUCAACCAUGUGCCCCGAAGCGCCGUAACAAACGAUAAGGUCGUAAUAAAUAAAUGUUGAACACAUUUGGACCCCGAGGUUAUUUAGUUCAAAUGAAAAAUGAAGGGUGCGUAGUUCAAAUUAAUUAAUUUUGCCUGUCAUAUUUUCUUUCAGCUUGAUUGCUACAUUUGCUUUAUGCUUUUAAUAUAAUGUGGUGCUUUGGAAGAUGUCAGAAUAAAACGCAAAUCUAAAUGAAAAGCAUUUUCAAAUCAUUUUCUAGCACAACAUUGCAAAGGGGUACAUUUAAACAAAACAACAAAUACCCCUGCAUCAUUAUUAUACUUCUUCGUUGCCUCUUUUGCAUAAUAUUUGUCAUCCAAUUAAUGCCAGUGUUUGAAUAUGCAAAGCACUCAAAAUGCUCGGAGGCAACAUUUCCUAAACAAUUUGGCCGUGGCCUGUCUUAUUUAAAUUUAUAUAGAUUAUUUUGCAAAUGCAUAAAAGUAUGUUUUGUAAAUGUUGUAGGUGAAUGUCCACCCCAUUCAAAACAAACAGUGCAAACAUAUGGGGAUUUCUUUUCCAUGUUGAAGAAGCAUGCAUUGAACCUUUUGAUGAAGAUGACAUAAAGCUCAAGUCAGAUCUCACAAUCCUCCUCUGGCAGUCUUUAAGUCUUCUACUGAUAAUAUGAUGCUGCUUGCCAUAGGCCACAUACAGCUGCCAGACACUAAGACUUAAGCUCCCGCUAAAUCCCCUGACGGUGCUUGUAAUGUGGCACACAGUUUUGAAGGAAAUGAUGACUGUGUUUAUAAAAGAUCUCGCCAGUUAGCAUUGAGUUUACAGAAUUGUAUGGUCUGGUGCACAGAGGUGCCAACACAAAUAAACCGUUUGAGUUGAGUUUAGUGCCCCGACAUGGUGCAGACCUAGAAGGACAUUUUGAUACAAACAUGUUGGUCUACUUGUGAAGGUAGGUGUUCUCAGGCACACACCUUGUAAUGUAGUAAGAUAAAGUCAAUGGCUGUGUUUGGAUUCUUGUCAUAUCUGCAUGUCAAUCACAUGUUUUGAUUAUGUAAAACUUUAAUUUAUUGCCAAAUUAUACAGCAUUUAUCCCGAUCUAGAAACCAUUGAUUCCACUGGAUUGGGUUGAUUUGACCUUAUUGUAAUGUAUGUAACUCUGAAUUGUAUAAUGUGUAAAUCUGUUUAAAAAAAAAAGAAAAGAAAAAGUCCUUUCAUUGGAGAAGGUAAAUGCGCUUUUUGUUGUUUUUUUGUUUUCACAUUAUAGCCAAUAUGCAAGACUUUCAUACCUGGAUGUGUGGGGACGAGAAUGUAUGGCUUUUUUUUUUAUUGUAGUUCUGGAAACAUAUUGGGGUCUAGAAGGUGUAUUUAUUACAAUAACAGUAUGAUGCUGUUAAUGAUGUAUAUAAAGUGCCAACACAAGCACUAAUGCAUAAGAACUUAGUGAUGCAUUUCUUAACAUUCACCCAUUCUCCAUGUUCUACAGUUUCAAACUUUUAGAUCUUCUCACCACCUUCAUAAUCAAAUUCCAAUGUCCUUUUCAAUAAACUCACUGUAAAUGAAAA